Molecule: messenger RNA, 1746 nt
Organism: Pangasianodon hypophthalmus (striped catfish)
Lineage: Eukaryota; Metazoa; Chordata; Actinopteri; Siluriformes; Pangasiidae
Gene: lcn15
Product: lipocalin 15
Exons: 7
Coding region: 73-654 (193 amino acids)
Molecular function (GO): small molecule binding
Source: RefSeq, a predicted model, not a curated record
AAGAGCAUUCACAGCUUUGCAGCCUGAGGUUUGCUUUUAAACACACAGAGAGAGUCUGGAUUACAGUUUAACAUGUUGCUGGCUGUCGCAGUUCUGUGCAGUGUAGUGCUAUGGACGCACUCAUUCAACUCCUCUGAUAUUCAGCCCCAGCCGGACUUCGAGCUGGAACAGUUUACAGGUGAAUGGUAUCGUGUUGGCUGGGCUUAUGACCACCCAUUAGUUAUUGAACACAAAAACAAAUUUCUAAUCUCAAGAGGACAUCUGAUUGCUAAUGAAAAUGGAGGAGCCAACCUUACCAUGUGGACAAUGAAUAGCCUAAAGACUUGUGAAGUAAGUUCUUAUGUGUAUGAGAAGACAGAGCUUCCUGGAGUUUUUACUUAUUUCAGUCAAAGGCACAAGAUUGAAAAGGACAUUACAGUGGUGGAGACUAACUACACUGACUAUGGGGUCGUCCUGAAAUACAGGAAUAUGAAGAAAGAAUACACUCAGCUGGCUCUCUAUGGGAGAAAGCCAGAACUCAGGCCAGAGGUGGUAGAAAAUUUCAGAUCAUUUGCCUUGUCUAUUGGGUUUCCUGAGGAGGCCAUCAUUACACCAGUCAUUUUGGACCCAUGCCCUCUUCCAGAGCCAAGUAAUAGGACAAAACUGCUGGACUAGAAGAGUCAGUGUUCAUCUUUUCUUUGGUCACCAGUCUAUCUAAUCAUGUAGCAAUUAAGUAGUUUAAGUAGGACUGUUAUCAGGAUGUUAUCCACUUUGGGAAAGAAAAAUUCUGUGCAACUUUGUUGGUGCUUGCCAUUAUUUUCUAAUCAUGUUUAUUCCUAUUAUGUACAGUAAAUACUAAGUAAUAACAGUCUGAAGCAGUUAUAUACUGUUAAUUCUGUAAAUUUAUACUUGUGGAAUUUCUUAUUUGCCAUAAUCAUUUACAAAUAGUAAAAAAUUAUUGCAGUGUUAAUGUGUAGCCUGUGAUGUUUCUUCUUCUCAGCAGAGGUCAGUGUUGUAAAAUGCUCUAGACAGAUUCAGUGUCUCCACAGAGUUACCACUGUCCAGCUGUUUUCAACUGUUCUGGUCUGAGAGUUUACCUGAGAAAAUAAGACAUUAUCAUGGCCUUUUGUUCAGUUUGUCAUGAUUUUGCUUUAGGCUGCAUUUACCAGGGUUGCCAAGUCUCAAGUUUUCCCGUGGAAUUAUGCUAGUUUUUCUGUCUACUGGUUGGGUUUUAGCAGAUGUUAGAUUAGCUGUAUCAAACCUCUGCAAGACAAAUACUUAAGCUGAAAGGUUUUAUCAACCCUUAUGUUCUGUUCAGUACAAAAUGACCCAUUUUUAUUUUACUUAUGCUAAAAAUGAUUUCUACUUUAUGUGCAAAGGAAUUAUGUAAAUAAUCAAGUAAGAACAUCUUGAAUAGAGGCAAAUUUAACUACUCUUUCUCUUUGUUAGCCUAUUUCUUGAUGUUUUUACUCAUUUCAAACUUCAUAUUGUCUUAUUCCAUUGGCAAAUAAUUUUGCUUAUUUCAAAUGUUUAUUUAUAGAAACAAGCAAAAUGAUCUGAAUAUGAAUAAGACCAUUUUAAGCUUGAAAUAAAUACCUCAGAGAACUAGGUUUAAUGAUCUUAUAUUUGUUAUAACAAUGUGAUGAUAAGAAAUAUUACAUAGCACUUCUUCACUUGCCAUUUUUUGCCAUGUAUAAUACCACAAUGAUGUAGUAAGGUGUAUUAAAAAUAAUUGUAAAUGUGAAUCAUAAAGGUAAUAUUACCGCA